This is a messenger RNA of Cladophialophora immunda, 2292 nucleotides long. RefSeq lists its product as uncharacterized. Gene Ontology annotation, biological process: double-strand break repair. The transcript has a single exon. Gene Ontology annotation, cellular component: site of double-strand break; nucleus. The record is from RefSeq and is a predicted model, not a curated record. The coding region runs from base 224 to 2218 and encodes 664 amino acids. NCBI's taxonomy places the organism in Eukaryota, Fungi, Ascomycota, Eurotiomycetes, Chaetothyriales, Herpotrichiellaceae.
CCUCAAUUGACGCGCGUUUCCCACCCACCCAUCAAUCCACACACGGUCAAUCGAUGACAUGCUCUCAAUGGCUCUCAUGAGACUUCUCUUGCCUCAUUGAUCGAUGGCCGACGCAGCUUCGUCCGCCAACACCUCCAUUGGCCGGCUCCGUACAGGAUGUCGCUGACAACCAGUUCAGCCUCAGCUCCUCCCAGUGCCUCCAGGCGCUGCUGUAAAUGUGAUCAUGGCAACCCUCACUUCCACUCACCGCGGGUUCGGUUCUGCCAGCUUGAACGUCGCUCCCACCCAAAACACCGCCCCCGUCCAUGAAUUCCGCUGUCUCUACACCCGCGACCUGCACAAGAAGGCGAAGAAAUGGCACGACGGCUCCUUACGGUUCCACACCUUCAAUCGACGCGUCAUGGUCUACGACGACGCGAAAAAUUACAUUGGGGACCUCCACUACAGGCAAGAGGAGGAGUUUGCUGAGGGCGUCGAGAUCCAGCUAGACCGCGGUGUUAUGGUGGAAGUCGGAGAGCGUCUCGGUGAGACUCAAACAGAUUUGGCCCCCAUUCUCGAAAGAUCACGACCAGAAAAGCCUCCUCCACCACCCCAGCGGACGACGGCCAUGGCAAGUCGUCCCUUGUCCACUGGCCCCUCCCAACGGCCCAAGUCGCUGUUAGAAGUGCUGGGACCUUCUCAAGGUCGACUUGGUCGAGCAAGAUUAUCCGCACACUCUCCUUAUGAGCAAAGAUGGUCAUCUAGUAGGGCAGGGCUCGUGGAGUCGCCUCGGAAACGGCAGAGACUGGAGUGUGACAAGGAAAACCAAUUCGACCAAGACCACCAACUAGCCCGACCUGCGAGGCCUCGCUUACCUCAGCCUAAACAGCCAAGUAAGACCGUUCCGCAACCCGCUCGCCGCGUGGAGCCCCCAAAGGAAUGCGAAGAGUUUCUCGAAUUGUCGUCAGAUGACGAGCCUAAACGACAGCAGCCAACUAAGCCGACAAGGCUGGCAACUGGAGUGGUGGGAGAUCGAAUAGGAGGAAGCCCGGAGGAGCAGUGGCUCACUCCUACACUGUCACGUGCGAGGCCUUCGCGAGUUUCCCAAGUGCAUGCCCGGAAAGAGAAAGCGGACGAGGAGAGACGAAAGAGAUCUAAGGCUCCUGGAAAUACGAAAACGCCUGCCAAUCAUGAGUCUUUGACCAUUCUCCGCGCACCAGUUGCUCCCACUUCACGACUGCUGAUCGGGAAGCCAAAGCCCAGGCUCAAGCUAACCUGUGUGCUACCUUUUUCUAAAGGUUCAUCAAGGCCGCAGACCCUCGAAAGCUCGUGCCGACGGUCGCGUCAAGAACGAGUAUCGCCCACUCUCGAGGAGGACGUGUCGUCGUCGCCGAAGCAGGCGGUCCCUGCCAACGUCGAUGACUGUUUGCAGCCGAUCCAGGUCCCAUGCUCUGGUCAAUCGAGCACGCACGGGUCAGUGCAGGAAGAUAACAUCACUUUCAGUCCUCUCUUCAUACCGGAGGAGAAUCCGGAGGAGUAUUCACCGUCUCCCCCGCGACUCCCAACCCAGGAGGAAUUUCCCUUUCCUGGGUCUGAAAACAGCGAGCUGUCCCAAAGUCCACCGAAGUCCAAUCUUCCAGCUGAGCCGGUGACUAAACCUGCACCGCAGCUUGACGUGGAUUUCCGAGCACCGGCAAAGGACGACUGCCUGCGCCCACAGUCCGUCUUCGUGGUCCAUCCCCAAACUCGCAACCAAUCCGAAUUGGUAUCGGGACGAUCCAAUGGUACUGAUACACGUCAAUUCCGACGAGUGUUUUCUGAAAACGAUGCGGUGGAAGAUGACGUAUUCACUCUGAUGGCGGAACCUGCUGCACCGCAGUCGAGAAGUCCCUUAGGAGUGCUAGGCAAGUUAGCGGCGAGGAAGAGUCCCACCAAACCCAAGAAUCCAAGCAAGCUUCAGCGGUGCGCCUCCGACACCAAUGCGGCGGACACAGACACCCACCAUAUGGAAGGGUUGACCGAAGAGGGCACCCGAGGACCGACAGGGCCUUGGACUGAGGACGAGGCCUUUCUUCUGUUUGACUGGUGGCCCGCCGACAUGGAGAAGCCGGUCUAUUGGAAGGACUCGAUGGAGCAUGACUUGCCUCGUGGGAUGCCUGCGGCUCUACCAGAUGUUCGGCCUGGCAUUACAACCGCCCGCCAGUUUCUCUUCCUUCGCAACGAUGUAAAUGUGUUAUGAGCCAUUGACGAGCAAUGACACCUAGUCUAGAUAUGUUACACCCAGGCAUAUAUGAAGAUGCUAUAUUAAGCACG